This is a messenger RNA of Rosa chinensis, 1950 nucleotides long. RefSeq lists its product as uncharacterized. The record is from RefSeq and is a predicted model, not a curated record. Lineage: Eukaryota; Viridiplantae; Streptophyta; Magnoliopsida; Rosales; Rosaceae. The transcript has 11 exons. The coding region runs from base 518 to 1918 and encodes 466 amino acids.
CAUCUUAGCCAGACAAACAAACAAAAAGGAAAGAAAAUUCAUCUAAGACUCGAAAAGAACUCUCCCCUCUCGAUUUCUACAACAGAGAUCACUGUAGUCAUCAUCUAAUUAAAUCUCCUUCUCACUGUGUGAAGGCUCUCUCCAUCGUCUCUCUCGAUCUAUUCUCUCCACGGCCUUCAUCGUCUCUCUCACUGUAUUGAGAUUUGUAUGUCUGGAAGAUAGGAAACGGGCACUUGUGAGCUGGUUGCUUCAGUACGCUCUUGUACACCAAGUCUUGGCAAUUCCAUAUGAUCAUAUUGUCAUUAACUGCACCUUGGAAGGCAAACCAUAUCUGCUGUAGCUGCUUGUUAUUAUAGUCCCUCCUAAUUAUGGUUUUGCAAUCACAGGAUAUAGAAAACACAAACUCUCUGGAUUCUCUCCCCUCUCGCUCUAUUUCGUAAUUCGAUUCCUUCAUUGGUUGAUUAAGUACUGCAGAUCUACAUUAUCCUCUGUCAGCGAAAGGCUUAAAAAAACUACUAUGGAAACAGUGAAAAAAAGAGGCAGAACCGGAUAUACAGAAGAUGCACGUGCUAGACAAUCAGAUGAUUGUUCAGAAUCAAAUCCUGAACUUGAGCUUACUCCUGAUCCUGCUAGCAAUGGAAAAAAGGCUGUAAGAGGUAAAACUACAUUGCAGGUCAUUCCAACGGGAGAAUCUAAUCGACAAUCUGUUGAGUGGAAUGAAAGAGGACAACCUGUUGGGGAUUUUUCAAAAAGGUUUAGCUCAACUGUUGGGGUUUUAGUAAGAGAGACUGUGCCGAUCAACAUACAAACUUGGCCUGCUGUGGAUGAUAAAACGAAGAACAGCAUCUGGGGUCUUUUGAUGCAAAAAUAUGUGGUGGAUCUUACUCAUAAGACAUUUAUCUUACAACAAAUGGGAAGGCUAUGGAGAGCUUGGAAAUCUGAUCUCUCAACUAACAUCAGGAUAAUUGUAGAUAGUAGACGCACUAAGUCAGAAACUACAAGGCUACUUAGCAUUCUUAAGCCAUCUGAUGUGCCACUAAAAGAGUGGGAUGAGUUCGUGGCAGAACGUAGUUCAGAGUCAUGGCAAGAAAAGAGUGAGAAAAUGAAAAAAAUAAGAGCAAAACAGACUUUAACACACACAAUGAGCCGAAAAGGUUAUGCAAGGUUGGAAGAUGACUAUAAAAAGGAAAAUCCUGGAAAAUUGUUGAGUAGGGCAGAAUUAUGGAUUAAAGGACACGAGCAGAAGAAGUCAAAAAAUGAACAUGUGGCUGCCAAAAUUAUUGAGAUACAAGCUAAACUUGAUGUGCAACCGCCUAGUGAAGGUCAUAUUCCUGUAAAAUAUGAUAUAUUGAGUCAGGUUCUUGGUAAGGAGCGUCCUGGUCGUGUUAGAGGUCUGGGAUCAGGGGUUACACCUUCAAAGGUAGAUGCUCAACUAGAAAGUAGCUCAUGGAAACAAACAUUAGAGAAUAAAAUUGAUGCAAUGAGUGAGCGUACAAAGCUUCUGGAGGAUAUAAUUUUAAAGAUGAGCCAAAAUGGGCAUGGUGGUGGUGGUGAUGGUGAAAAUAUGCAUGCUGAUCCUGUUGGUACUCCUCAAAAUGGACAUGGACAUGGUGAACCUGGUACUGGAAAUUCUAAGUCAGGACAAGAUAGCACCCAACUUUCUAUCAAUGAUAAAUGCAAGUUGCUAAACUGGGAGGGUACAAGUGAAGUAGUGGCUAGAGGACACAUUUCUGAUAUUCACCCAGAAUCAAAAGUGCAUGGCUACAAACUUGGACCUGAUUGUUAUAGAAUUGCUAUUGAGGAAGUUGUCAUGCCUGAUGCUGUAUUCUAUCGAAGUCAGCCCGAAUUUGUGACUAUGGAAGAUGCACUUGGAAGUACUGUUGCUUGGCCGAUUAAGUACAUUCUUUGUGACAAUUGACAUAGUAUAGGCAACUAGCUCUUUUUUGGACA